AUGCUUACUGAGCUGCCUUUUCCCUUCACGCACAUUCACAACAAUCAGGGGAGACUGUCGAAAAUGCGCUGUUAUGAUAGUGCUGCCCAUCUGGCCGCACCUUGCUUCCAGUUCGAUACGUGCCCAGAUGGCUUUGCACUCAUCGAAGAUGAUAUUGAAUUUGACCCGGCUGUCCACCUCCAGCUGGAAAUGCCUGAGCAGAUCAAAUCAUUGACUGAGCUGGGCUACAGUGACGAGGAGCUGACUAAACUUCAGAUGCCUUCGGAUGUGGCCGUGACUUCCCUCUACCGCGUUCUUUCGGACGAAGGUCUUGCCGCCAUGCGCCACGUGAUGAAGCAGCUUGAGGCCCACGCCGUCGUCUCACCCCGCAUUCCUUGUGUAUUACGUGGCUCGCCCAAGGUUGCCCCUGAAAAGCCGGUUGAUCGCUGGCAUUUUGAUACCACUCCUUUGGUCAUGGUUCUCUUUUUGACUGAUCCUGAUGAAUACGAGGGCGGUCAUUUUGAGUAUUUCGAUGGCACCAUUUAUGAGGCUCAACGGCUUAUCAAGGAAACCGGUUCGCUACCGGAAGACCGCAUUCGCCGCCUUGGUCGCCAAAAGGCCGGCUAUGGCGUCUUUCAACAAGGACCAGCUGUCAUGCAUCGCGCUUCGGCCGUCACAAGCGGCCCCGAGCGCAUCACAUUUGUUCAAAGCUAUGUGUCCACAGACCCCUUGGCUUUUGGAGGCUGCAAUCACCUCGCCGAGUCGUACAAUGGCAAGUGUGAAGACGCAAGCCUCCAAAUCAGUCAUGCUCAACCAAGUGCUUGCCUAACCCCACGCCAUCCCUGGUACCGCGACUUUCGUCUGAACCUUACAGGUGUCGAUCCCCUCAACGUAUUCAUGCCGGAUUGGGUGCGCUUUCGCUCAUGGGUGGCCUCUCUGGAGCUAUCCAAGUUGCUUCACCCUUCACUCCUGUACACCUUGAGCGGUGCGCUGGCGGAGCGAGACUCGGACGUGGUAGGCCCGGGCAAGCGGGUGUUGACGCUUUUAGAUAAGAUGCAGGCAGCCAUUGCCUGCCCUUUCAUUGAUGCCCGCGAGGAUAUUGUUGCCACCAUCGAUAAGUCAUUGCCUGACCUACAGGCCCUCGCAGCUCAACUAGACGAGACUUCGGAGCAUUUCAAGUCUGUGCGUCGAGCGGCCGACAUGCUGGCCUCGGCGCGUGAAGACGUGUUGACUUUGGACAAGUCAACAAUGGCUUACUUUUGAGGCUUUCGAUGUGACUUGACCGCUCCACCACCUAUUUUUUGCUUAGUUCUGAUUCUUGCCGAUUGGCACAGUCGCUUGCACUUCUCCAGGCCUUUAUUUUUUUUUAUUCUCUUUGAGUUUUCUGUCUUUGUUGUUCUCCUCUUCUUUAAUUCCGGCACAGACCACUCGACCUUACGACGAUCUCAAAAAGUGGUCAAUUUUAAGCCACGAC
Monosiga brevicollis MX1 is the source of this 1453-nucleotide messenger RNA. RefSeq lists its product as uncharacterized. Bases 1 to 1242 code for a protein of 413 amino acids. The transcript has 10 exons. The record is from RefSeq and is a predicted model, not a curated record. NCBI's taxonomy places the organism in Eukaryota, Choanoflagellata, Craspedida, Salpingoecidae.